Prunus armeniaca (apricot) is the source of this 1314-nucleotide messenger RNA. NCBI's taxonomy places the organism in Eukaryota, Viridiplantae, Streptophyta, Magnoliopsida, Rosales, Rosaceae. The record is from the annotation of a GenBank genome assembly.
AUGCAGUCCAAACAUCUCAAGACCAUUGCGUUUGCUUACAAGCAGACUGAUGUUGUUGCAAUGCUUGAAGAAAACAGCUUAAUCUUAAUAGGACUACUAGGUGUGAAAUAUACAUGUUGCGAAGAUAUAAUGGAAGCAGUGAAAGCUUGUCAAGAAGCAGGAGUGAACAUCAUAUUGGUGUCAGAAGAAAAGGUGUCAAAGCUGAAAGACAUUGCUGUUGCAUGUGGAAUACUUGCAAACUCAAACAGGUUGGUGCUCGAAGGCGAAGAGUUUAAAAAUAGUAGCGCAGAAGAAAGGAAGGACAUGGUAGAUAAAAUCUGCGUGAUGGGAAAAUCCAUUCCUUCAGACAGGCUCCUUUUGGUGCAAUGCCUGAAAGAAAAAGACCACGCUGUGGCGAUGGUUGGAGUCAGAACAAAUGAGACUCCAACUCUUACAGAAGCUGAUGUGGGGGUUGCAAUGGGGACUCGGAGUAGUGAAAUGGCAAGAGAAAGUUCUGACAUCAUCAUCUGGGAUGGAAAUUUUAGUUUCUUGGUCCCCAUUAUAAGUUGCGGAAGAUGCAUUUACUAUAACAUUCAAAAGUACAUCCAACUUGAGCUCACCAUGAAUAUAGCAGGGCUGCUGACAACAGCCACUACCACAAUGGCUUGUGGAGAGAGUGCAAUUACAGCAAUUCAGUUAUUUUUGGCAAACAUGGUUGUGACUCUUCUAGGUGGGCUUGCUCUACUGAUGGAGCCGCUGACAAAGGAAAUAAUGGAGAAGCCACCGGUCAGACAAACUGACUGGCUCAUUAGCAAGGCAAUGUGGAGAAACAUUGUCAGUCAAGCCUUAUAUCAGAGUGCCAUCUUGGUCAGCUUUCAACUGAAAGGGCAAACCGUCCUGGGCAUCAGCAAGAAGGUUAGCGAGUCCAUUGUUUUCAACAGUUUUGUUCUGUGUCAGGUAUUCAAUCAAGUCAAUUCAAGAGAGCUAGAGAAGAAGAACGUGUUCAGGGACAUACUUCACAAUCAGUGGUUCUGGGUGUCUGUGGGUGGCACUCUUGUUCUGCAGGUGGCUUUCAUUGAGAUCUCACAUAUUCUUGUUGGAAAUGCAAGGUUGAAUUGGGCACAGUGGGGUGUGUGUCUAUUAAUUGGGAUGGUUUCAUGGGAAAUUGAUUUGGUUGUGAAGUGUGUAUCGGACGUUGUCGUGAAUGGAACAUUCAGCUCUCAUGUUGGAUGUAUUAAUAAUAGUAUGACACCCUCUGCUGUCUCAGGUUCUGCAUCUAAUCUUGAGCUCCCACUCAUUGAUGGAAAUUCCACAAGAUCCCAUGGUCCUAUAUGA